Molecule: messenger RNA, 4972 nt
Organism: Lytechinus variegatus (green sea urchin)
Lineage: Eukaryota; Metazoa; Echinodermata; Echinoidea; Temnopleuroida; Toxopneustidae
Product: relaxin receptor 2-like
Exons: 20
Coding region: 1-3606 (1201 amino acids)
Biological process (GO): G protein-coupled receptor signaling pathway
Cellular component (GO): membrane
Molecular function (GO): protein binding; G protein-coupled receptor activity
Source: RefSeq, a predicted model, not a curated record
AUGACGAGGUACCUGGCAUGCCUGGAGAGCCUCCAGGCAACAGUUCCGCAGACGAAGCAACGAAUGGUGCAAGACACCGCACCUGAAAAGGGGACUUCAGCGAGAGUUAUUGUAGCGGCAGGCCUUUUCAACGCUUAUUUGAGCUCCCUUUUAUGUUUUCUAUAUUUUAUUCCAACAGAUAAGAACGUCCGUCUUGUUGACAAAUACGGCAAUGACCAAUCGUCUGAAGGAUUCGUUCUGGUCAAUAUAAAUGGAACUUGGGGAGGCAUUUGCGAAGAACCUAGCUGGGGUCUCGCUGAUGCUGAAGUUACGUGUUCAGAACUUGGGUUCAGCGGUGCAGUUUUUAAUGAUAACUACAUCUACAAAAAGGAUCCCGGUAUUCUUCUCUAUGAUGUGCGAUGUGUCGGGAAUGAGACUAGUUUGUUAGAUUGUCCGAAUAGUCGUGUCGAUCUAUUUGGAGUGUGUAAUAAAUAUUUGAAAGCCUCGGUAGUUUGUACGAAUUACACAAUUCGCCUGACGGACUCCCACUUUCUGGGCGAAGGAAGGGUAGAGUUGUUCUACCUCGGAUCUUGGAGGCUGGUUUGCAGUGACCAAUGGGAUCUAGACGAUGGACACGUAAUUUGCAGAGAACUUGGACUUGGUAGAGCCUUAGCCAUUGACGAAAGUUAUAUCUCUACAAGCGAGAGUGAAGAUUACAUUUUAAGUGACGUAAGGUGCAAUGGAAGUGAAUCCAGUUUAUUGGCGUGUCCUGGAUCUACUUUCAGCUUUGGCGAGUGUAACUCUACUCGAAGAGCGAGAGUACGGUGUUCCAGUGGAGUUCGUCUCAUGGAUGGCAGAAAUAGGAGUGAAGGAAGAAUAGAAGUGUUUUCGAAAUCAACAUGGGGCACUGUUUGUUACACAGACUGGACCCUUAAUGAUGGACAUGUCAUAUGCAAAAGUUUGGGUUACGCCGGCGCCCUGCAAGUUCCUACUGAUUUUUCCUUCGGGUUUGGCGAAAGCAAUGUAUACCUGUCAGAUACCCGUUGCACUGGUAAGGAAACCAAUAUACUGGACUGUCCGAAUGCAAGACUUGGACGAUCAGACUAUUGUUUUCUCCAUGGAGCUGAGGUUGUUUGCUCCUCUAAAGACGAAGAAAUCUAUCUAGCUGAUGGUAGAAGUUUCUUAGACGGUGUAGUCAUGUACUACUAUAAUGGUAAACAGCGGUCAGUUUGCGCGGAUUCGUGGGACAUGAACGACGGUAAUGUUGUCUGCAGAAGUCUUGAACAAGGACAUGCGAUCGAAAUUUCUUCUUGGGGUAUUCCUGAUGCCAGUCGGAUAGAUGUUACUCUUGAUUAUGUCAAUUGCUCUGGGAAUGAAUCCAGAUUCUUCGAUUGUCCUGGAGUGGGAAUAGCACACAAAGACAAAUGUAAUCAUUCUCAAGAUGCAAGGGUUGUUUGUUCAGGAGGAAAUAUCUGCAUUACCGCUUUAUGUACCUCUGGAAUGAAUUUGCAAGAAAGUGAGUGUCACUCUCUUAUGCAAAAGGCAAACGACCCGUCUUCAGGAAAAUGCUAUCAAUAUGAUUUGUCUGAAACUUCUUAUACAUCAGCGGCAUUGAAAUGUAUGACUUCAACAGAGCUGCAAUUAUUUAGUUCUAACCUUGGACAAAUACUGAAGUGCCAAGAGGAUGAAAGAGCAAUCUCUCGAACGGGACAGAAGAUCUCUUCAUUGGGAAAGCAAGUCUUCUCAGGAAUGGUGAGCCUGGAGCAACUAAUUCUACGCGCAAACGUCAUCGAGUAUAUUGAAGAUGGAACAUUUGAUGGUCUGCAGAAACUUGGAUUUUUGUCUAUUGGAAGAAACCUGAUCACUCGUGUUCAAAGUGGAACAUUUCAUGUCUUACCGUCACUGCGAUAUCUGUAUCUCGACUAUAACAAGGUAACAGCUUUAACAAACGAAAUAUACUUCGGUAGCUUAUAUGGAUUAUGGCUCAACAACAAUAAUCUCCGCGAACUGAAUAGUAGCAAUUUAAAGGGAUUAACUGAGCUUAAUGUACUAGACAUAGAUCAUAACCGCAUACACAAGAUAGGCAAUGGAUCAUUUGACGGCCUUCACAUUCAGCAAUUAAAAUUGCAACACAACCGACUUAUUACAAUCAGAGGAAUGCUCAAUGGAUUGCCUGAACUCCAAUUACUGAACCUCUCGUUUAACGACAUCAAAUACAUUGGCAAGGAAGACCUAAAAUACCAAAUAAACUUGAUUAUUCUUGAUUUUAGCAAUAACCCGAUCGCAGUCAUCGAAUCUAUGGCAUUUGAUUAUGCAAUUAAUUUGCAAUACACGUUACUCGUGAACGUUAAUCUGCAAUCCAUACACGAGAACACACUUACUGGUCUCUCUUCAUUGAAAGUCUUGUCCACCUCUGACAACAGGCUAUGUUGUCUUCUUGAUCAAAAGGAAAACGUAACUUGCGCAAGGACUACCCCCACAAGUCCUCUGGAAACCUGCGGUAGACUCUUUCCAAGCGUCAUUUUGCGAAUCGCUGGUUGGACCAUAGGACUCUGUUCUCUUGUCGGCAACGUUGUUGUCUUAAUAAUUCGAUUCCGUCAAGAAACAAAAUUAAGUGUUCAAACUCUCUUGAUCAUGAAUCUAGCCUUUGCUGAUUGCAUAAUGGGUAUCUACAUGAUCAUAAUCACCUCCGUUGAUUUCUAUUUCGGUAAGAUGUACUAUUUAAGCGCUCCCAUUUGGCGUGAGUCCUUUCUGUGUAAAUUAUCCAACUUCCUGGCUUUUCUAUCGAGUGAAUGUUCUGUUUUUACAUUGGCUCUAAUGACGUGUGAUAGACUUAUAUGCAUUAAAUUUCCAUUCAGCAAAUACAGACUUACUUUGAAAACCGCAGCUGCAAUGAUAGCAAUAUUAUGGUUCCUGGUAGGCGUCCUGAGCUUAAUCCCACUCGUGGUACCGGCCGAUCUCCCCGGAUUUUACGGACUAUCCGAUGUUUGUAUCGGGUUACCGCUACAUGCUGAAUCAGAGCAGACGGGAUCACUCCAUAUUGAAACCAGCAUACAAAAUCACGAAAAUCGAUUUUCAGCCGAAUACAUAGUAACCGACAGUACAUCUCGUCCAUCCUGGAUCUACUCCAUAAUAACAUUCAUAGGUGUCAACUUGAUUAUAUUUUUUAUUAUUCUGAUGUGCUAUGUCAUAAUGUUUAUGGAAGUGAGAAAAUCAACCCAGAGUGUCGGUAAUGCUACAAUCCGCAACCGAGAAAUCAAAGUAGCACGAAAAAUGGCGCUGAUUGUAGGAACCGAUUUCGCCUGUUGGAUGCCGGUUAUUAUCAUGGGUAUCCUCACACAAUCCGGUCUGGUUGUACUACCAACAUCCCUGUAUGCAUGGUGUGUAAUAUUCAUUAUCCCAAUAAACUCCUCCAUUAAUCCCAUAUUAUACACGUUUGCUAACUACAUGGAUGGUAAGAAUAAGCCAAAGAAAAACAUGCAGUCAAAGUCAAAUUCUGAAGGGCUUGUCGCUACAAAACGCACAGGCGCCACUGUUAGCAAUACUUCCCUGACACAGCUCAGUAAUGAUGGGCAUUACAUGAACGACAGCAAGAAUAUUACGACAGUAGCGGGAAGUGUAAUGUAGGCCUAAGUCCCUAUUGGGGGAAAUAAUUAUGUCACCAGUAACAAGAGAGGGUCUAGAUCGUUAAAACCAUUCUAAACAUCAUUUCACAUUUAGUAUUUCAUAAUUAUGGAAGAAAUAGUUCCACAAUACAUGGUUCGGAAUAAAGUGAGAGAAGUAUUGACCGCAAGAUAGGCAAAGGUCAAAAUUCAUGAAAAUCUCAGUUCUAAUAUGCCAAAUUCCUACAUAAAGGCAUAGGACCCUUCUUCCACUUAUAAUGAUGGAUACCAAUGCUUACCUGAUGCGUCUAAUAAAUUUCUCUAGAUUGAAACUAUGCAUUUGAAAAUAUUUAUAAAGUGUGUUUAAUACGUUAGGAAUAAGACAACCACGUUUCUUUGAUUAGCUGACUUUGAGCAAUAUAUCCGUAUGAAAAAUCCUGAAUAAAAUUUGAGUCAAAGGACAAGUUGCGUUAGGUUUGUUUGUUAAUGUUAGUAUUUAGAAUAUAUAAAAUUUAAAGACACAACCUAAUUUAUUUUGGCGAUGACAUAGCCAAAGUGUCAAUUUCGUUGAUAUCAGUCAGCCGAAAAUGAAACGGCGUUUUGGUUUUUUAUUAGACGUAGCGACGCUCUGAAGCAAAAGCUGUUUGUUCAUAGGUGUGAAUAAGUAGUAAAUAUAUGCUUGUAUAAUUAGCAUUCAUCAUUUAACUGGAAUUUCCGAUUGCUUAUCCUGCUUAUUUCAGUAUUGAUAUUUGAACCAUAUUUUCAUGUAUGAAUUCAUUAAUCUUAUAUGCCUUUUCUUGGUGAGGGGAUGGGGACUUUGGAAUACUUAUUGUGCAGUGAUGCAAAACAUUUAAGGACAACAAUCGAACCACAUUUGAUGAUUGUGAUGAAAAACGAUAAUAAUGAUGAUUUUAUUACUAUUUAUAAAUAAUGACAAUGAUAGUAAUAAAAUGUUAGUAAUAAUGAUAAUAAUUGAAUAAUAUUUUUAGUACAACUUGUGUUAACAAUAAAGAUAUCAUGAUGAUAAUAAUCAAAUUAAUCAUGAUGCUAAUUACUAAAGACCAACACAACUGUUUGUGUAAUAUCACCCUGAUAUUGAACAUUAUUUUGACUGAUGAAAAGUUGGCCAACUUUAUACACUGGAGUUUGAAGUAUGAAAUAUUCUCAUUAUACGAAACAUAGAUGAAGAAGACUGAAGUUUCCAGAAGUUUGAUAAAUAAAGAGAGUAAGUGAAACGCGAAGAAAUUGUAAGGAUAAUCUUUCUAUUUCAACGGAAUAAGUAUAUGUCUUGUGUAUGUCCUUCUCUUUAAUUAGACAACAUAGGGUGAAAUCAUGUUACAUUUUGUCUACUUUCAGACGGUAUUCGUGAAAACUGGAAUAAAGGCUAAUCG